Molecule: messenger RNA, 1822 nt
Organism: Panicum hallii
Lineage: Eukaryota; Viridiplantae; Streptophyta; Magnoliopsida; Poales; Poaceae
Product: anthocyanidin 5,3-O-glucosyltransferase-like
Exons: 2
Coding region: 135-1586 (483 amino acids)
Molecular function (GO): UDP-glycosyltransferase activity
Source: RefSeq, a predicted model, not a curated record
UCUCCUGAGAUUUCCUCUGUUUCUCGGAGCCGGCCCCAAUUGCUAGUGAAAGUCCAGACUCCACGGCACCGCCGCCGUCAGUGGUCCAUCUCUCUCCCCCGUCUCUGCCCGUGCGGCCUGCCCAGCUGCUCUCCAUGGACAAGGAAGCCACCAUGCCCAUGGCGCAGCAAAAGACCGUCGUCCUGUACCCCAGCCCCGGCGUCGGCCACGUGGUCCCCAUGGUGCAGCUCGCCAAGGUCUUCCUCAGGCACGGCUUCGACGUCGCCAUGGUCAUCGCCGAGCCGCCCGCCGGGUCGCCCGACUUCCGCAUCGUCGACGUCGACCGCGUCGCCGCCUCCAACCCGGCCAUCACCUUUCACGUCCUCCCCCCGGUCCCGGACGCCGACCUCGCCGCCGGCCCCGGCAAGCCCCCUUUCCUCCUCACGCUCCAGGUCCUGGAGCGGUACAACGGCGAGCUCGAGCGCUUCCUCCGCUCCAUCCCGCGCCGCCGCCUCCACUCCCUGGUCACCGGCAUGUUCUCCACCUACGCGGCCGACGUCGCCGCGAGGCUCGGCGUCCCCGUCUACGCGUUCUUCGCCUCCGCCGCCGCCACCCUGGCCGUCGUGACCCAGAUGCCGGCGCUGCUCGCCGGUAGGCGGGCGGGGCUCAAGGAGCUCGGGGACACGCCCCUCGAGUUCCUCGGCGUCCCGCCGUUCCCGGCGUCCCACCUCGUCGGGGAGCUGCUCGAGCACCCGGAGGACGCGCUGUGCAAGGCCAUGGUGGACGUCUGGAGGCGCAACACGGACGGCACCAGCGGCGUCCUCGUCAACACGUUCGAGUCGCUGGAGAGCGCGGCCGUGCAGGCGCUGAGGGAUCCCCGGUGCGUCCCCGGCAGGGUGCUGCCCCCGAUCUACUGCGUCGGUCCGUUGGUCGGCGGCGACGGCACGAGCCCGGCGGAUCAAGGGAGAGGCGAGAGGCACGGGUGCCUCGCGUGGCUCGACGCGCAGCCGGAGGGCAGCGUCGUGUUCCUCUGCUUCGGGAGCAGAGGGACGCACCCACCGGAGCAGCUGCGGGAGAUCGCCGUCGGCCUGGACAGGUCCGGGCAGCGGUUCUUGUGGGCUGUGCGGACGCCGGCCGGCACCGAUGACUCGGCGUUCCUCCCGGAGGGGUUCUUGGAGCGCACCAAGGACCGGGGCCUCGUCGUCCGGUCAUGGGCGCCGCAGGUGGAAGUGCUCCGCCACCAGUCGACCGGAGCCUUCGUGACGCACUGCGGGUGGAACUCGACGCUGGAGGCCAUCUCACAUGGGGUGCCGAUGCUAUGCUGGCCGCUCUACGCGGAGCAGCUGAUGAACAAGGUGUUCAUAACCGAGGACAUGGGCGUCGGGGUGGGGAUGGACGGGUACAGGGCGGGGUUCGUCAAGGCCGAGGAGGUGGAGGCGAAGGUGCGGCUGGUGAUGGAGUCCGAGGAGGGCAGGGUGAUCAGGGCCCGAGCGGUGGCGCGCAAGAAAGAAGCGGCGGCGGCGCUAGAGGACGGCGGCUCGUCGCGGACCUCGUUUGAUAGGUUCUUGUUUGAUGUGGAGAAUCUUGAUAAACUGCUUGGCAAGUGACGGCGACUCUGGUUUGGCAUCAAUGCAAAAUUAGCUCCAAAUCUGACGGCAAAAGGACAGUACCAAUGCUGCGGCGAUCUUCAGCGACCAUAGCGAUCUUCCUCCUUCACCAACACAUGAUAUAAAUGGGUAUUUAAUAUAAUUUUUUAAUCAGUUAAUUAAUUAUGAUGGUAUGCCACUCUAGUUUAUUUCUCCUUCAAAAUUAUUUACGUAGAAUGUUAUUCUAGUUUAUUUUA